GGGAAGACAAAAGGGAAGAAUUAGAUGACAAAAGCAAGAAGAAGACAAUGAAGAAAGGUGAUGAAAGGGAAGGUGAAGGUAAUGAAAAAGAAGGGAAAGUGACGAAAAGAAAGAUGAAAAAGAGUAAUAAAGGAGAAGACAAAAAGAAAAAAGCAAUAAAAGAAGAAAGAAAAAAAG
Molecule: messenger RNA, 177 nt
Organism: Funneliformis geosporum
Lineage: Eukaryota; Fungi; Glomeromycota; Glomeromycetes; Glomerales; Glomeraceae
Source: the annotation of a GenBank genome assembly